GGAGUGUGAUUGUCUUCAAAAAUAUGGCCAGCACCUUAGCAACUACAGUUGACUCUGUUCCAUAUGGACCAGAUCUCUACAUUGGCCUGGGCCUCUCAAUAUCUUCAUCUGUCUUUAUAGGUGGUAGUUUCAUCUUAAAGAAAAAGUCCCUAUUGGCCCUGGGAAAAUCUGGUGGUACAAGAGCAGGAGCUGGAGGGUAUGGCUAUCUCAGACACUGGCUUUGGUGGGCUGGUCUACUCUCCAUGGGGUUUGGAGAGGCACUCAACUUCAUUGCAUAUGCAUUCGCACCUGCAACUCUAGUUACACCUCUUGGAGCACUGUCUGUCAUUGUGACAGCACUCUUGUCUCAGUAUUUCCUAGGAGAAGUCUUGAAUGUCUUGGGAAAAGUAGGCUGCUCCCUGUGUUUACUAGGAGCUACAGUGGUGGUAAUUCAUGCACCCAAAGAAACAGAAGUCACCAGCAUGGAGGAUCUGGCAGCCAAGCUCGUUGAUCCAGUCUUUAUGGUGUAUGUUGCAGUGGUCAUAGCUGCAGCAUUGGCACUAAUAAUUCACUUCGGGCCUCGGUAUGGAUCCCGCAAUGUGAUCAUUUACAUUGCCAUCUGUUCUCUCAUUGGUGGAUUUUCUGUUCUUGGAUGUAAAGCUAUUGGCUUGGCAGUGAAGGAAACCAUAUCCGGUAAAAAUGCAUUCAAUAACUGGAUCAUGUGGUUCUCAGUGCUGAGUCUCAUCAUUUGUGUCAGCACCCAAAUGAAUUAUUUAAAUAAGGCUCUGGACAUAUUCAACACAUCACUGGUGACACCAAUAUAUUACGUCUUUUUUACGGCCUGUGUCAUCCUCUCAUCUGCGAUGCUUUUCAAGGAGUGGAAGGGCCUUCCAGCUAAAGAUGUCAUAGGCGUUUUGGCAGGAUUUUUUACUGUUGUCAUUGGCAUCUUCAUUCUUCAUGCAUUUAAGUAUGUUAUUCUUCAGUUGUGUUGAAGUAUUUUGAUGUUC
Molecule: messenger RNA, 986 nt
Organism: Cherax quadricarinatus
Lineage: Eukaryota; Metazoa; Arthropoda; Malacostraca; Decapoda; Parastacidae
Source: RefSeq, a predicted model, not a curated record